AUGUCACGUAUUAUCGUCAAAGGUCUACCAACUUUCUUAACCGAUGACAAUCUAAAGACACAUUUCAACAAAAGAUUAAGCACCACACAUAAGGGGAAAUCAGAUAACCUUAUAACUGAUGUCAAGGUUCUAAGGGAUAGGAAUGGUGAGAGUAGAAGGUUUGCAUUCAUUGGGUAUCGUAAUGAGGAAGACGCAUUCGAUGCAGUGAAUUACUUUAAUGGGUCAUAUAUUAACACUGCCAAGAUUGAAGUGUCUAUGGCGAAAAGUUUUGCUGAUCCUAGAGUACCACAACCUAUGAAGGAGAAGAAAAGGGAGGCAUAUAAGAGAUUCAGAGAGAAGGAAGAGAAAUUGUUAGGUGAGGAGAAUGAUAAGAAGUUGAGGAAGAAGAAUGAUGUCAAAGAGAAACAUAUUUCUAUUGAUGCGGAAAUACAAAAGAAUAAACAAUUGCAAGAGUUUAUUGAAACUAUGAAACCUAGUAAUAAAGUUCCUUCUUGGGAAAAGGCUACCACAGAUGAUUUCGAUAGUGCGUCUGUUCGUGAUGCUGAUAAAGAAGGUGAUGAUGAUGAUGAGAUGCCUGGGAAUUCUCUUUUAGCACAAGCAUUGGCUCUUAAUAAUAAGUCUGAUACAGUUAAACUUCAAGAAAAUGAGAGUGACGAUGAUUAUGCUGAUUUCAACGCGAAAAACGAUGAUAACGAAGACGUGGAAGAAACAGAACCAAUGAUGUCCCUUGACCAAGUCGAACCUACUGAAGGUGAUGAUAAGGAAUUAGCCAAAGACGAGAAAGUGUCUGAUCUGGAUUGGUUGAAACAAAGAAGUGUUAGAAUUAGAGAAGGUGAAAGUGAAGCGGCAAAACCAUCCAGGUCUACUGAGCAAAAACCGAUCGAACAAGAAGAAAAAGAGAAGGACGCAGUAACGGAAGAAAUUACUGAACAAGAACAUGAAAUAAAUGAAGAAGAAAAAAUAAUUGAAAAAAUAAAUAAUACUGGCCGUCUUUUCCUUCGUAAUAUCCUUUAUUCUUCAACAGAAGAAGAUUUCAGGAAACUUUUUAGUCCAUUUGGUGAAUUAGAAGAGGUUCAUAUAGCUUUAGAUACAAGAACUGGUCAAUCCAAAGGUUUUGCAUACAUUUUAUUUAAAGAUCCAAAGGAUGCACUCCAAGCUUACAUUGAAUUAGAUAAACAAAUUUUCCAAGGUAGACUUUUACAUAUAUUACCAGCUGAUGAGAGAAAAACACAUCGUUUGGAUGAAUUCGACCUGAAAAAUAUGCCUUUAAAGAAGCAAAGGGAAUUAAAGAAGAAAGAUAAUGCCUCUAGACAAACGUUCUCAUGGAAUUCACUUUAUAUGAGCCAAGAUGCUGUAUUAGGAAGUGUUGCAAGUAAAUUAGGUUUAAAGAAAUCAGAAUUAAUUGACCCAGAAAAUUCAAGUUCCGCAGUUAAGCAAGCUUUAGCAGAAGCCCAUGUUAUCGGUGACGUUAGAAAAUAUUUUGAAUCUAAGGGCGUAGAUUUGACAAAGUUUGCAGAAUUAAAAGGUUCCGAUCAAAGAGAUCAUAGAACGAUAUUAGUAAAAAACUUCCCAUUCGGAACAACUAGAGAGGAAAUUGGUGAAUUAUUUUCUCCAUUUGGUGAAAUUGAAAGAUUAUUGAUGCCUGCUGCCGGUACUAUUGCAAUUGUACAAUUCAGGGACGUUACUUCUGGUAGAGCAGCAUUUAGUAAACUAGCCUUCAAAAGAUUUAAAGAUGGUAUAAUAUAUUUAGAAAAAGGUCCAAAGGAUUGUUUCACAAGAAAUGCUGAGACAUCGGAUUCCGUGGACGUUGAAGCUAAUCAAACUGCGGUAGUAGAAAUAAAGGAUUCCGUCAAGGAUAUUAUGGACGGAACCAAAGAGGGCGAUGAAACUGGUGAAGGGGAAGAAGCCAUUGUAGAUGGUCCAACUGUGUCUAUUUUCAUAAAAAAUUUGAAUUUCUCAACGUCUUCUUCAGACCUUACGAGUAGAUUUAAAGUAUUCAAUGGUUUUGUGGUUGCCCAAGUUAAAACAAAACCUGACCCAAAACAUCCGAAUAAAACACUUUCGAUGGGUUUUGGUUUUGCUGAAUUUAGAACAAAAGAACAAGCAAAUGCAGUCAUUGCAGCAAUGGACGGUACAGUUAUAGAUGGGCAUAAAAUCCAACUAAAAUUAUCUCAUAGACAAGGUACAAAAGGAAAUAAUACGUCUAGUAAGAAUAAAACUAAAAGUGCGAAGAUUAUUGUUAAGAAUUUACCAUUUGAAGCCACUAGAAAAGAUGUAUUUGAGUUAUUUAAUUCGUUUGGACAAUUGAAAUCUGUUAGGGUGCCAAAGAAGUUUGAUAAAUCUGCAAGAGGUUUUGCAUUUAUCGAAUUUCUGUUACCAAAGGAGGCUGAGAAUGCCAUGGAUCAAUUACAAGGUGUCCAUUUAUUAGGUCGUAGGUUAGUCAUGCAAUACGCCCAGGAAGAUGCUGCAGAUGCCGAAGAAGAAAUUGCUCGUAUGACAAAGAAGGUACAAAAAACAAGCCGUCUCCACUGA
This is a messenger RNA of Naumovozyma dairenensis CBS 421, 2532 nucleotides long. It is a transcript of the gene MRD1, whose product is annotated as RNA-binding ribosome biosynthesis protein MRD1. Bases 1 to 2532 code for a protein of 843 amino acids. The transcript has a single exon. Gene Ontology annotation, molecular function: RNA binding. The record is from RefSeq and is a predicted model, not a curated record. Lineage: Eukaryota; Fungi; Ascomycota; Saccharomycetes; Saccharomycetales; Saccharomycetaceae.